Molecule: messenger RNA, 1275 nt
Organism: Sipha flava (yellow sugarcane aphid)
Lineage: Eukaryota; Metazoa; Arthropoda; Insecta; Hemiptera; Aphididae
Product: transcription factor E2F2-like
Biological process (GO): regulation of transcription by RNA polymerase II
Cellular component (GO): RNA polymerase II transcription regulator complex
Molecular function (GO): RNA polymerase II cis-regulatory region sequence-specific DNA binding; DNA-binding transcription factor activity, RNA polymerase II-specific; protein dimerization activity
Source: RefSeq, a predicted model, not a curated record
AGUCAAACAUGACAACUUUCUUAACACCAUCUCCAUAUCAUUUGCUUGAUCAUGAAUAUGGUAUGACACCACAAAACCAAAUCAUUCCAAAUCCUCUUACAUCUCCUUUAACAAAAUCACAAGGUGUAAAACGUCGGUUAAAUUUAGAAACACUUAAUUUUGGAUAUGAAGAUGUUUCUACUGCACCAAUGACAGCUAAACGAAUGAGAAAAUUAUCUAAUUCGAGUGCUGGUAGUGAAUCACCUAGUCCUGCCCAAAAUGUAGCUAGAAAAAAAUGUUCUGAACGUCCAACUCGUUAUGACACAUCUUUGGGUUUGUUGACAAAAAAAUUCAUUGGACUGCUUGAAACAUCUACAGAUGGUGUUGUUGAUUUAAAUAUAGCAUCAGAAAAAUUGGAUGUACAAAAACGAAGGAUAUAUGAUAUUACCAAUGUAUUAGAAGGUAUUGGAAUUUUGGAAAAGAAAUCCAAAAAUAAUAUUCAGUGGAAAGGAGGAAAUGCUUAUGGACCAGAUAAAUAUACUGUUCAGCAUGACAUAGAAGAAAUGAAAGCCAAAGAAGAAGAGUUAGAUAAUUUGAUUUUAAAUACUGAAAGAGAUAUUAAACAAUUGACCGAAGAUAAAAGAUAUGGAUAUGUAACUUAUCAAGAUAUAAGAUCAAUUGAAUCAUUUAGGCAAAAAACAGUUUUAGUUGUUAAGGCUCCUCCAGAAACUGAAUUACAAGUACCUCAAGAUCAUGAUGGAGAACAAAAGAUGUAUAUGAAAAGUAAUGCUGGAGAAAUUGAAGUUUUCUUAUGUCCAGAAUAUAAUACCAAUACAUCUGGACAUCAACCACAAAGUCAGUUAAGGCCAUAUAUACCUCAGAAUUCCAACGAUUCAUUGAUUGGCAAUACUGUUAUAAAGUCACCCCAAAAAUCAUCUGUUAUUCAACAGUCUCCAACUUAUUCGUCACGUAAUUUCAAAGUGGAAAAUAUCAAUACUGAAAUUACAGAUAAUGAAGAGAAUAUAGAUGUAAUUGAAGAAGAGUGUACAAAAGAGACAUCAGAUGAACAGCAAUAUUUACCUAGUACAAGUGGUUCCGCUAAUGAUUCAUUUGAGAUAACUUGUGAACCUUUCUUGAUGCUUGAACCACCAAAUGAAGAUGACUACAACUAUUGUCUGGAUUCUGAAGAAGGUCUUGGAGAUUUGUUUGGCUUCAGGUUAUAAAUUGGUUAACAGUUAACAUUUUAGUUUAUAUUUUUAAGUGUGAGUGUGUAUUUUUUUUCUAUGUAAAUUGAAA